AUGGUAAAAUGGGCGCAAAAUUUGGCGCGUUCUCAAGGUUACCUUCUUGUAACCAAAAGAUCUAAAAAAGUUAAUGGUUACCUUUGUAAAGUUGUAUUUAUGUGUGAUCGGGGCGGCGUGUAUAAAAAAAGUGGUGAUAAAGAUACCAAAAGCAAAAAAAUUGAUUGCAAAUUUGAAUUGGUGGGAAGGUAUUAUAAGGUCAAUGAUCUUUGGGUGUUGACGGUGAAAUGUGAUGAACAUAAUCAUGAACCUUUAUUGUUUCUGGAGGGUCAUCCAUAUGCAAAGAGGUUGACAGAUCAUGAAACUUGUUUAGUUGCGACCAUGACAAGUCAAAAUCUGAAAGCAUGCGAUAUUCUUGCAACACUAAAGGUGUUGGAUGAGAAUUACGUGUCUACAAAUAGAACCCUCUAUAAUGCCCAAGAAAAACUACGGUUAAUUGGGCAUGAAGGUCAGACCCCAAUUCAAGUUGUUUUCUCAUUCUUGCAAGAUAAGGGGUAUCACUAUCAGUAUCGUAUAAAUGAUUCAACCUUCAAGUUAGAAGAAUUGUUUUUUGUACAUCCCAUCUCACUGAAGAUAUGGCUUGCUUUUCUAGAUGUUUUAUUGAUCGAUGCUACAUACAACACGAACAAGUUUGAUAUGCCUCUUCUUGAGAUUGUUGGUGUUACUUCUACCAGCAAGACAUUCUCCAUAGCAAUUGUCUUGUUGGAUAGAGAGAGGACAUCAAAUUUUAUCUGGGCAUUAAAUUGUCUUAAAAUGUGCAUUGGCUUAUCUUAUACUCCUCGUGUUAUCAUCACUGAUAAAAUAUUGGUGGCGUGUUUCAGAAAAUGCUUUAGACAAAAUCUUCAAUGA
Erigeron canadensis is the source of this 849-nucleotide messenger RNA. RefSeq names its product PKS-NRPS hybrid synthetase cheA-like. Gene Ontology annotation, cellular component: mitochondrion. Gene Ontology annotation, biological process: L-valine catabolic process; thymine catabolic process. The record is from RefSeq and is a predicted model, not a curated record. Lineage: Eukaryota; Viridiplantae; Streptophyta; Magnoliopsida; Asterales; Asteraceae. Gene Ontology annotation, molecular function: malonate-semialdehyde dehydrogenase (acetylating, [NAD(P)+]) activity; methylmalonate-semialdehyde dehydrogenase (acylating, NAD+) activity. The coding region runs from base 1 to 849 and encodes 282 amino acids. The transcript has a single exon.